AUGGCUGACCUCUGGGGAAACAAUGGCCAAAUAGGCCAACAAUUCCCCCUCGAACAAUGGUUCUACGAAAUGCCCCCCGUCACACGAUGGUGGACAGUAGCCACCGUGGCAACCUCCGUCCUCGUGCAUUGUCACAUCGUGACCGAAUUCCAACUCUUCUACAGCUUCCGCGCCGUCUACGCCAAAUCCCAAUACUGGCGCCUCCUAACCACAUUCCUCUACUUUGGCAAACUAAACCUCGACCUCAUCUUCCACGUGUUCUUUCUCCAACGAUACUCGCGACUCCUAGAAGAAUCAUCCGGCCGGUCCCCCGCGCAUUUCGCCUGGCUCAUUUUCUACGCAACGAGCACACUCCUGAUUAUUUCACCCUUUCUCUCGCUGCCCUUCUUGGGAACGGCGUUGAGCUCGAGUCUUGUGUAUAUCUGGGCGCGGCGGAAUCCGGAUACCCGGUUGAGUUUCCUGGGGUUGUUGGUCUUUCCCGCGCCGUAUCUGCCGUGGGUGCUUAUGGCGUUUAGUUUGAUUGUGUACCAGACGGUGCCCAAGGAUGAAAUGCUCGGUGUGGCGGUUGGCCAUGUCUGGUAUUUCUUUAAUGAUGUCUACCCGACUUUGCAUGGUGGUCAUCGGCCAUUGGAUCCGCCCAUGUGGUGGCGGAGACUGUUUGAGACUGGUCCGGCAAGGGAGCGUCCGACGGAUGCUAUCGAUGUGAAUCCGGACUUUGCGGCUGCUGCUGCGCCGGAGGUUCGUUGA
Molecule: messenger RNA, 747 nt
Organism: Penicillium cataractarum
Lineage: Eukaryota; Fungi; Ascomycota; Eurotiomycetes; Eurotiales; Aspergillaceae
Gene: derA
Product: putative ER-associated proteolytic system protein Der1
Exons: 1
Coding region: 1-747 (248 amino acids)
Biological process (GO): endoplasmic reticulum unfolded protein response
Cellular component (GO): endoplasmic reticulum membrane; Hrd1p ubiquitin ligase ERAD-L complex
Molecular function (GO): misfolded protein binding; ubiquitin-specific protease binding
Source: RefSeq, a predicted model, not a curated record